This is a messenger RNA of Rosa chinensis, 1865 nucleotides long. RefSeq names its product F-box/FBD/LRR-repeat protein At1g16930. Gene Ontology annotation, molecular function: protein binding. The record is from RefSeq and is a predicted model, not a curated record. Lineage: Eukaryota; Viridiplantae; Streptophyta; Magnoliopsida; Rosales; Rosaceae. Bases 243 to 1637 code for a protein of 464 amino acids. The transcript has 3 exons.
AGUUCAAAACUCAGAAAAGAGACACCAACCUGAGCUUAGCAGGUGAAAACGGAAAUGGGGCGGUUGAGUUCCUUCAUCUUUUUACAUCUUUGAUCAUGAGAUCACGUUUCGGGUAAAGUUGCCUCCUUUCAUUUUGCUUAGUUUGGUUCAAAUCAAUCAACGAGUGCCUUUGUGUUUCAUUCUGAGCCUUGUUGUUAUUUUCUAAGAAAUUUUGAGCUGAUAGAUAGAGUAGGGUAGAAGAAAUGCGUGUUCAGACCGGCAAGAAGAAAAGGGUAGAAAAAAUGGGUUCGAUUGAUAGGAUCAGUGCAUUGCCUGAUGAACUAGUUCGUCACAUACUUAGCUGCAUGCCCACAUUAGAUUCUGUGAGGACCUCCGUUUUGUCUAAAAGAUGGAACAACUUGUGGACCUCGGUUCCCAAUCUGGACUUCUACGACCGAAGAGAUUUUCCUGCUGAUGAUGCUGAUAAUGAUGUUCGACUUCGUCGCCCUCGUUGUGAUCGUUUUGCAAGGUUUGUCAGCAGUGUGCUCUAUUCAAGGGACGCAAUAGACAUUGGCAAAUUCUCUCUGUCGGUUGGCACACCCCAUCAUUUACCUGUCAUUGAGGAUUGGAUUUGCGCCGUUGCUAGGCGCAAUGUUGUUGAAUUACAACUUGCAUUCCAUGUGCCUAGUAUUUUUUGGAUACCUCGGUGCAUAUUAAUGUGCAAGACACUGAGGGUUUUGGGGCUGUGCCUGUGGGACUUCGACUUUGCUAUUGAUCCUCCUACAUCAGGCUGUUUCCCAAGUCUGAAGGUCCUCCAUGUUAGAGUUUCUAGUGAUAAUCUAUAUUUAAUGGGGAAGCUGUUUUCUUACUGCCCUGUGCUUGAAGAUCUAACUAUUGACGGAAAAGUGAAAAAUGGAGACACUGAUAUAGGUUACAAUUUCAAUGUUUCUGUGCCUCAAGUGAAGACGCUGAACAUAAGUCUUGAAGUGGGGAUGGCGAGGUCAAGAAGAGGUCAUGAGUAUGAACAGUUUGAGACUCGUAUCAAUGUUUAUAUUGAUGCCCCAAAGCUUGAAAAACUUGAUCUCAAAAAGGAUGGUUUCACAAAUUAUGUUCUCAUGGGGAGAGCCAAGUCCCUAGUUAAUGCUAGUAUUGAUGUCAGAGAUUCUAGAGCAAAAAAUCCACCUCACUUUCCCUCAUGUGCAACUGCGCUUCUGGUUGGAAUUUCUAAUGUGAAAUAUCUGUCUCUUUUGGCUCCUUGGUCAAAGGAUUGGCGUCUCCCUGCUUUUGAUAAUUUGAAACAACUGAGGUUAGUUCUUGUGGAUUGCAAUUACUGGGAAGUGCUGCCUGAGUUUCUGCACUGUGCACCUAAUCUUGAAGAUUUGGUCUUAGAAAAUGUAACUGAAUGUGAAAGACAGUAUCCAAGGUGUGAAUGGGGUCUGCCAAAGGAUGUGCCUAUUUGCUUGUUGUCACACCUGAAGACUAUCUCCAUAAGUGGAUUCAAGGGACAGUGGGCUGAGAGGGAGAUAGCCAAGUAUCUCUUGAAGAAUGGUUCUUUUUUGGAUGAGAUGCUGAUUUACACAGACGGUGUGUAUGCGGUACGAGACUUUCACAAGGAGUUUUCAAUGUUCCAUAGGAUGGUUAAGUUCAUUCAGAUGUAAAUUUAGAUUUCAUGAGGAUUUCGUAAGUUCAUUCAGAUGUAAAUUUAGAUUUCAUGAGGAUUUCGGUUCAUCUCAUGGUUUUAGAAGAUUUGUAAUCAAACUUGCAGUCUCUUGGUGGAAGUUUUGGCAUAUGCUUGUUAGAGACUGGGGAAAACAUCCUCAAUUGCAGAAAAACAGUUCUGUUUGAAACUAUGUUAGUAGUGGUAGACACCCUGGUUUUUCAAUUUA